Acanthoscelides obtectus is the source of this 2057-nucleotide messenger RNA. NCBI's taxonomy places the organism in Eukaryota, Metazoa, Arthropoda, Insecta, Coleoptera, Chrysomelidae. The record is from the annotation of a GenBank genome assembly.
AUUCAUGUAUGGCACUUGGUACCGUAAAAAAAACUAUUUUUUAUCUCAUUACUGCCCCCCUUACAGUCCCCUCAUAAUUGACAUUUCUGUCAUUUUUGUAUUUUCUAUUUUGGUGUUUUUAUAUCCUGAAAGCUAAUGCACUUAACCUCUUGAAUAAAUAUUUAUUUUAUAUAAAUAUCUAUUUAGAUUUGUUUGAUCUUCAAACAGCUGAAUAACCAUUUAUUUGUUUGAAAUUCAAAGAUUACCACCUAUCAUACUGUUGUACUGAUGUUAUGAAAAACAUGUAUGAUUCUGAUGAUUAUGAUUUUACUCCUUCAAACAGUUCCAAGUUAGCAUCUUUAUUUAACAAUUCAAUAAUUUCGAAUGAUUCUAAUAGUUUAACUUACACUGCUCCAAAACAACCAAAAAGUUCUACUUCUUCAAACAGCACUCCAAAUGUUAAAGAAGAGGGAAGCAAGAGUAAAGUUCAGACAGCAGCAGUGGUAGCUAAAAUAGUUACACUAUGGAAAUUGGAGAAUAAAGAAUAUAAGUGUUUGGGCAAACAUGGUUUGGCAAUAAUAGGAAGUACUGAACUAGAUCUAUAUGAACUUAUUGUAUAUAAAGAAAAAACAGAUGUCCUAAUUCGAACGAAACUUAAUGAAGCUUUUUCAUUUUACAAACAGCAAAACAAUUUUGCCUCUUUCUAUGACUCUAAUUCACAAAACUGGUUGGUAAAAUUUGAUAACAAUGAUAGGAAACAGUUUACUGAUAUAUUGGCCCAAUAUGGUGCUAAGGUUAUUGAAAAAGCAGUAGAAUCUAAUAAAGUGCAGAUACAAAACAAUGAUAUCAAACCAGAUUUGUUACCUAAGCCAGAAGUAUGCAACUUGGUUUCUAAGACAGCAGAAGACCAGCUUUCUGAUAGCUCCGAAUCAGUAAAAAGAGCAAAUAUACUGAAUCGAAUAGCUAAGAUGGGCCAGCAAGUUAUAUCGAAUCCUUUAGGUCACAGUUCUGAGUUAUCUGAAUCAGAACCUGAAGAACCAGAGAGUGAUCAGAAAAUUCCACCGCCUAGAAAACAAAAAAGGGUACCACAUUCUGCUCUUUCACCACUUCAUGUCAAUAAACAAGUUGUGGUUGAACCUCAGUAUAUGCCUCAACAAAAUUAUUACCCUAAUGAUGGUUUGAAUCAUUUCCUCAUUGCUCAAAAUACUGAGCUAAAGAUGCACUUAGCCAACAUAUCUGCUAAGAUAGACAAUUUAAGUAUAGGUUCAAAUCAGAGUAAUUACAAGAAUAGUGAAGAAGAAUCUCUGAAAUCUAAAAUCAGGACAUUAGAGUUGGUAAAUGAAAAUUUAAAGACAGCAUGGGAAAGGAGUGAGAAGAAAUGUGAGUUAUUCCAAAGAACAAGCCAAGACAAUAAAGAUAGUAUUAAAAAAGUUGAGGAACUAGAGGAGAAUGUUAAGAGGCUAUCUUUAGAGCUUGAGAAUGCAAAAAAGCAUGAAUUGACGGUAAUUGAGGAUUUACAAAAUGAAAUCACGACACAGGAAGAUAUCAUCAACAAUCAGAAAGCUAGAAUUCAAGACUUGGAAGAUACUUGUGAGAAAUUUCUGCAAAAACAAACUAACACUGAAGAAUUAGAAGCUACAAUAUCUAGUUUGAAAAAGGAAAUAGAACUACAGACAGAGAAAACAAAUGUUAAUGUCAGUAAAAGCAAUAUGGAUGAGGUCAAACUUGCAAACAUGGUAAAACAGCAUAUGAACAACAUGUUUCAAUCUCUUAUUAAUAAUUUUCAAGAAGAUACAAUGUAUUACAGUUCAGAUAUACAAACAAAAAUAGCUAAGGAAUUGAAAAAGGCAACUUUCAAAAUUAUUGAUGAUUAUAAACAUUUUGUAGAUGAUGAAGGAGAAUAAUUUGCUUGAAGAAACAAUCUCUCUAUAUGGUAGACAGAUAUUCCUGUGAAUUAUAUAAUAUGCAAAAUUAUAUUAUUCUACGAAAAAAAUCUCAUGUACACAAGACAUUUUGUGAAAAGUGUAUAUAUUAUUUGUAUUGAUAACAAAAGAAAAUAAUAUAUUUAUUAAUUUAUA